AAUCUUAUCUGACAUAUUUUUAACAAGCGCUCCAAUCUGCCUGCCUGGAGACAGAAUAAAACACGAAUAUAGUCUUUAUUAAGGCCAUCAAAAGCCAACACGGGACUCCCAGUUGCCUCGUGUAUGUGCCUCGCGUUCUCGCAUUUCCAUUACGCACAGGAGUGCGCUCACAUGCCCUCCUGGCAGAAUGGAGCAGCGCGCAGGAAGAGCCUUGGUGACUCAUGAGGACCACACGGAGGACGACGGUGAAACACGAGCUCCUGGCAUCUUUAUCACCUCAGAGAUGAACUUCUUAAAUUUCCCUGCAUGCGUAAAAUCUAUGUUAUGAUCAUGCCAUGGUUCGCGUCUUCAUCCUGUUUACUCCAUAGGUGAAGGAGGAGUAUGGGUUUCAUCCCUGAAAAAAAAAGUUCAAGACCCCCUCCAAGAAAAUUCUUUUGAUUUUUUUGGUGUGUGUGUUUCUUUUUUUUUUAGCUGAACAUUGUAGUAUUCCCAUCAUGCCUACUGCACCCUGAUGGGAGAUGGAUUUAGAGGUGAAGGAUGUGAACGGGUCGAACUGUUUGUCCCGGAAUGAGAGCGACCGCGGGCUGAGCGCUUCCUCCGCUGGAGUGUCCACUGCGCUGGCCAGCGUGCUGAUCUUCACCAUUGUGGUCGACAUCUUGGGCAAUGUCCUCGUUAUCCUGUCCGUGUACAGGAACAAAAAGCUCAGGAAUGCAGGCAACAUCUUCGUGGUGAGUUUGUCUGUAGCAGACCUGGUGGUGGCUUUGUACCCCUACCCUCUGGUCCUGACAGCCAUCUUCCACAAUGACUGGACCAUGGGUGACCUGCACUGCCAAGCAAGCGGCUUCAUCAUGGGCCUAAGCGUCAUCGGCUCCAUCUUCAAUAUCACAGCCAUUGCCAUCAACCGCUACUGCUACAUCUGCCACAGCCUCCACUACGACCGCCUGUACAGCCUGAGGAACACCUGCUGCUACCUGGGCCUCACCUGGCUGCUCACCGCCAUCGCCACAGUGCCCAACUUCUUUGUUGGCUCGCUGCAGUACGAUCCCCGCAUCUACUCCUGCACCUUCGCCCAGACGGUCAGCUCAUACUACACUAUCUCAGUGGUGGUUAUUCACUUUCUUAUCCCGCUGCUGGUGGUGUCCUACUGUUACAUGAGGAUAUGGGUGCUGGUGAUUCAAGUGAAACAUCGGGUUAAACCGGAGCAAAGGACCAAACUGAAACCUAGUGAUGUGAGGAACUUCCUGACUAUGUUUAUGGUGUUUGUGUUGUUUGCAGUAUGCUGGGCUCCAUUGAACCUUAUAGGGCUGGCUGUAGCUAUAAACCCUGUGAAAGUUGCGCCCAACAUACCUGAGUGGCUAUUUGUCACAAGCUACUUUAUGGCGUACUUCAACAGCUGCCUCAACGCUAUCAUAUAUGGACUAUUAAACCAAAACUUCCGCAAAGAAUACAAGACAAUUCUUCUUGCUCUUUGCAUCCCACGUUUGCUCCUCAUGGAGACCUCCAGGUGUGCCACAGAGGGACUGAAGAGUAAGCCUUCACCAGCUGUAACGAACAAUAACGUAGCAGAGAUAAAUGUAUAAACAAAUGUUUUUAAGGGGAAACUUAGAUUAAGUUUCUCUUGAGCCUCUAUUGUGGAUGUGUGACAUGAUUCACAACGUGCCUUUUUACAAGUUGUGGUUUCCAGUUGUAAAGAUGUAAUCGUGUAAUCUGCUGCUGUCCUAUUCCUUUUAGCCAUGUCAGACACUGUUCCUUCAUGUUGGAAGGAAAACAAUCAGUUGUAUCAUCGGAACAUUGUAUCAUCGGAACAGUUUCCUGGCACUCUACUUAAAGACAGACAAACUGGUUAAAAAGUUAGGGGGGAAAAAUCCAUAUAACUCGUCAGCCUUCACCAAAAAGCAUUUUGACCAUGGAGGGUAGUCAGCAGCAUUGACAAUUACUUACAGUGAGUCACUACGUACUGUAUAGCCUAUUAUCUUGACGGGAUACUUCACUUUCCAAGCCACAUCCCGGGCAUGUGUACAUAUGCACAAAAAUGACUCACUGUCUUUUGGCACAGAUCAAUUAUAAAUAUGUGAACAAUAUAGCGAAAAUAAAAUAAAUGUAUUUUCUAUUCCCA
This is a messenger RNA of Morone saxatilis (striped sea-bass), 2116 nucleotides long. RefSeq names its product melatonin receptor 1C (gene mtnr1c). Gene Ontology annotation, molecular function: melatonin receptor activity. The transcript has 2 exons. The record is from RefSeq and is a predicted model, not a curated record. Lineage: Eukaryota; Metazoa; Chordata; Actinopteri; Moronidae. Gene Ontology annotation, cellular component: membrane. Gene Ontology annotation, biological process: G protein-coupled receptor signaling pathway. Bases 519 to 1580 code for a protein of 353 amino acids.